Molecule: messenger RNA, 2472 nt
Organism: Lemur catta (Ring-tailed lemur)
Lineage: Eukaryota; Metazoa; Chordata; Mammalia; Primates; Lemuridae
Gene: ACP3
Product: acid phosphatase 3
Exons: 11
Coding region: 130-1386 (418 amino acids)
Biological process (GO): lysosome organization; dephosphorylation
Cellular component (GO): lysosome; plasma membrane
Molecular function (GO): acid phosphatase activity
Source: RefSeq, a predicted model, not a curated record
ACUUCUUGGAAAUUUUACUAUUUAUGAGGGUGGCUCCUCCUUCUCUUUCAAUCCUUUGAUUAAAUAGCUUCCCCUCCAAAGGCUUUUGAAGUGGAAGCGGUACUUCUGCCAGAAACAGCUCUCCCCAGCAUGAACGCCGCACCCCUCCCCGUGGCCAGGGCAGCCAGCCUUCUCCUCGGUUUCUUGCUUCUGCUUCUCUUCUGUCUAGACCACGGUGUGCUAGCCAAGGAGUUGAAGUUUGUCACAUUGGUAUUUCGGCAUGGAGACAGAAGUCCCAUUGAAACCUUUCCUAACGACCCCAUUAAGGAAUCCUCAUGGCCACAAGGAUUUGGCCAACUCACCCAGCUAGGCAUACAGCAGCAUUAUGAACUUGGAGAGUAUAUAAGAAAAAGAUACAGCAAAUUCUUGAAUGAGUCCUAUAACCACCAACAGAUUUAUAUUCGAAGCACAGAUGUUGACCGGACCUUGAUGAGUGCCAUGGCAAACCUUGCAGCCCUGUUUCCCCCAGAAGGUACCAGCAUCUGGAACCCCAACCUGCUCUGGCAGCCCAUCCCCGUGCACACAGUCUCUCUUCCUGAAGAUCGGUUGCUAUACCUGCCUUUCAGGAACUGCCCUCGUUUUCAAGAACUUGAGAGUGAGACUUUGAAAUCAGAGGAAUUCCAGAAGAGGCUGCAUCCUUAUAAGGAUUUUAUAGAAACCUUGCCAAAACUUUCAGGAUUCCAUAGCCAGGAUCUUUUUGGAAUUUGGAGUAAAAUCUACGACCCCUUAUAUUGUGAGAGUGUUCACAAUUUCACUUUACCCACCUGGGCCACCGAGGACACCAUAACUAAGUUGAGAGAAUUAUCAGAAUUGUCCCUCCUGUCCCUCUAUGGAAUUCACAAGCAGAAAGAGAAAUCUAGACUCCAGGGGGGUGUCCUGGUCAAUGAAAUCCUCAAUGACGUGAAGAGUGUAACCCAGGCAUCAAGCGACAGAAAACUUGUCAUGUAUUCUGCACAUGACACUACUUUGAGUGGCCUACAGAUGGCGCUAGAAGUUUACAACGGAAAGCUUCCUCCCUACGCUUCCUGUCACUUUAUGGAAUUGUACCUUGACAAGGGGCAGUACUUCAUGGAGAUGUUCUACCGGAAUGAGACCCAGCACGAGCCGCAUCCGCUCACACUACCAGGCUGCACCCAUAGCUGUCCGCUGGAGAAGUUUGCUGAGCUGGUUGCCCCUGUGCUCCCUCAAGACUGGUCUGCGGAGUGCAGGAUCACAAGCGACCACCAAGUUCUAAGGAUUGUCCUUGCCAUUGCCUUUUGCCUGGUAUCUGGUGUCCUGGUGGUGCUGCUGUUUACGGUUAUUCGCCAUGGGCCCUGCUGGCAGAGAGACUCCUAUGGGAACAUCUGAACAGAUGAUGGAACAAGAAGGGACAAGCCAGGCCAACCUCAUUGCUCAGUGAUGCAGCAUCUGAAGAACAGGCUUUUGCCAUGUGGGCAUUGCCCUGCCCACACCCUUCCUUCAGAACCUGCCUGGAGGAGGGUCUGAACUCACAGCGACCCAUGGAUAGCUGCUGGACUGACAGAUGAAUGAACACCCAGGCUACUUAGUUAGGUCUUCUCAUCAUUGCAUGAUAGUGCAGGCUGCUCAUUUGGCUAGAAAGAGGCACUUCUGCAGAGGAUAGUUGUAUUCUCUGACACAGAUGUCUAGAGAGAAAUAAGAAGACAAAUUCCAACCAGCUUUUGUCUGCAAAGAACAAAGGGUAAGAAAGUAGACAAAGACAUAGAUUAGAGAAAACUGGAUAAUGGAGAAAGUUAUAUUAAAAGUAGUAUUAUACAGGAUGAUUCUUAAAAAAUAAGACCCAAUCAGAAAUUAUAAACAUUUUCCUUAGCUAUUAAGUAGAUUUAACACACACACACACACACACACACACACACACACACACACACACACACACACACACACACAUAUACCCCUGAAAAGAAAUCCCUAUCCAGUGUUUGGUAGCUAACAGAUUUCUGUGUGUGUGUGUCUGUAUACUAACACACACAUAUACACAUAUCCAUAUUUAAAACACCUUCAGGAGAAGUAUUUAAUUCUCAGAAACUGUAAUAUCAACCAAUUUAGAUGUGACUCAGGUAACUUUCCCGCAAUUUCUAUAGUGAGAGUAACUGGAAAAUCCACAUAACCAUAGAUCUUGUUUACCUCCGCUAUCACAGCUAGGUAUUUAUACAGUUUUGAUUUCUUUAUUUCAUUUUAAAAUUAUAAGAUCUUACUUUGAUAAAUGCUAUUCAUGGCCAUGAUGACAUGAUAAUGUAUUUUAAUUGCCACAAACAGGUCUGAGGUAGAAAGAAAAGUGGACGGAGGGUUGGCUGCUCACUGCCCCAGCUCUGCACUGGCUUUGGGCCCACGACUCAGGACACGUUCUUUUCUACCUUAAAUUUUGGUUUCCUAAUCUAAAAAUAAAGAAUCUGGCUUAGAUGAACACAGAAGUCA